UUUGGGUACCAGAGACACAUUCUCAUUCUCACCAUUCGGUUCCUUUCACCAGCGCAAGCCACGAUGCUGAGGAAGGUUGCCAGACCUGUGGUGCUGCUGGCCGAAGUCCACACAGGUGUCAGCAGUGACAGCAAAACUAAUGUGUCCUCUGCCCAGGCAGUGCACCUCUGCUCUGACCUUCAGGGUCUUGCAUUUGGGGCUUCCAUGAUUUCUCAGACUUUCCAUGGAGAACAUCACCAGCAGUACCACUGGCACCUUGUGAUUUAUGAGAGUUCACCGUCCAGUCCAUAGUUCAGUUCCAAAGGACAUUUCUACAUUAGUGGCUGUGGUGGAUCAAACUGGCGGAGGGUUUUAUGGUUCCUUUUGUUCCUUCUCUGAACCUCAGUGUGAUGGUAGAGAUGUCCUCCCUCCAUUUCAACAUGUCAGGAGCUCUUAUAUAAUCCAGGAAUUGGAAUAAUAUGAAGACAACUAGAAAUUAUUUCAAAUUUGGACCAUCUGUGCUGGCUGGGCCUCACAUCCUUUCACACAAUUCCUUACUGACCAGGUGGAAGGGAACUGCAAGGCAGGGGGGACAUGUAACUACCCAGUCUCCCCAAAAAUAAGACCUACCCUGAAAAUAAGCCCUAGCAAGGUUUUUCAGGAUUUUUGGGGAUGCUCAAGAUGUAAGCCCUACUCCCAAAAUAAGCCCUAGUUACAGUUCAUUUUAAAAGUCAAUUUAAAUAGUGUCCAGGCAGAUAUACAUGUAGAAAAGUAAAAUUAGAAUGCAGUGUGACAGAUGUGACAAUGUGAUGACAUGACUAUUUUUUAAUAAAUGUUGAUUUUUUUGUUCUAGAAUAAAUGUAGAUUGUUGUUCAUGGAAAAAUAAGACAUCCUCUGAAAAUAAGCCCUAAUGCAUCUUUUGGAGCAAAAAUUAAUGUAAGACCCUAUCUUAUUUUCAGGGAAACAGGGUAGUAUCGGAAGGUAGCUGGUACCAUGUUACCUGCUCCAUGUGGUGGACCACAGUGGCAGGAUCACUGUGCAGUGUAGAAGAGUCCAAAUCCUUUGAGCUGUCUCUUGGUGUGGUUACUCACUCCAGCUGGCUCCCUUUACAUGUUGACUGGCACUUUCUGCAGCUGGCAGGUGGAAAAGCUGAUUUGUUGUUCCACAACUUCCUAUCUCCUCUAGGUUUUACCCCUGUAGAUCCAGAGGGAAAGGUAAAGCAAGCAUCUUUGGAGUAGUGGCCUUACACUGGAGCAUGACGAUACUGUCAGCCAUACCACAGUUGCUUUAAUUAUGCCUCUUUCACACUAAUGAAUAAUUAACUGCUGUGUGCAUACGCACAGACAUGCUGGUCAUAGACAUCUCUGCAGGGUCGUGCUGACCUGCAGGUGGUCAUAGGGACCUGCUUACCUCAGCACACAAUCUUUUGGCCUCGCUGCCAGUCUGUUAUCUCUUUGGCCACCAGCUGACCAAAGCUAAUGUCUCCAUGACCUGUAUUGGCAAUAGGUGAACGUUGACCGCUCCUCAGCCUUCUCGAAUCACGAGUGUGCAAACAGAUUGAGGGUAACAGCUUUCCCACAAGAAGUUACCACGAAGAAGCUAACCUGUCUUAACUGGUUUGUGUGCCUGUCAUCGGCGCUGUAUGCGAAAACACAAACCUCAGCUUCCCAAAAUUCUGCUGUGUGUCAAGGCCCCUGCUCUGAGGCAAGUGUUCAGUAAGACAGAUCAAUUUUCCUGCCCGCUGCAAGUUGAGCCAUGCUGCGGUGGCCUAUAUGUGUUAGAAGGAAGAUUUUCACUCUCCUUUUGCUGUGGAACUGGCACGUUUUUGCACAUGCAUGUAAUUUUCAGGUGAGCACAAUUAAUGGAUCAGAGAUCAUAGAAUAGUUUGGGUUGGAAGGGACCUUCAAAGCUCAUCUAGUCCAACCCCCUGCGAUAAGCAACGACAUCUUCAAUUAGAUCAGGUUGCUCAGAGCUCCAUCCAGCCUGGCCUUGAAUGUUUCCAGGGAUGGGGCAUCUACCACCUUUCUGGGCAACCUGUGCCAGUGUUUCACCACCCUCAUUGUAAAAAAUUUCUUCCUCAUGUCCAGCCUGAAUCUCCCCUCCUUUAGUUUAAAAUCAUGAGCCCUUGUCUUAACGUAACAGGGCCUGCUAAAAAGUCUGUCCUCCUCUUUCUUACAGGCCCCUUUUAAGUACUGAAAAGCCACAAUGAGGUCUCCUUGGAGCCUUUUCUUCUCCAGGAUGAACAACCCCAGCUCUCUCAGCCUGUUCUCACAGGAGAGCUGUUCCAGCCCUCUGAUCAUUUUUGUGGCCUCCUCUGGCCCCUCUCCAACAUGUCCAUGCCUUUCCUGUACUGGGGACCCCAGAGCUGGACACAGGAUUCCAGGUGGGGUCUCACCAGAGUGAAAUAGAGGGGCAGAAUCACCUCCCUUGGCCUGCUGGCUGCACUCCUUUUGAUGCAGCCCAAGAUGGUAUGGACCCUUGUCCUGUGUUUUCCCAAAAAAAGACCCCUCUGUGAUUGAUGUUUUGGAGCUUCCAGGGCCUAUCUGCUUUUGACUAUAAAACUGCAGUCUCUUGCUGGAGGUUUUUACCGUACAAAUUUUCAGCAGAAAGCUGGGGAAGUUGACAACAGGUGGCUCGCUAUUGUAUUCUCUUCUCCCUCUCAUUCCUUGCCCCCUGCAUAUUGCUGCCAUUACCCAUCAAAGCAUCAGGCUGAGUCAGAUGUAGCAAAGGAGAUGAAAAACACAGGGUGGUGCAUCAAUGCCAGCCAAAAUGACCCUUCCUUAUCUGCCUGUCCCAGGAAGCUGUGAUAGCAGCUCAGAGGGCUGUGCUUCAUGACUUCAUCCCUCCCCACCGAGGGGAGAUGGACAACAUCAUUAUUGGCUGCCAGGGAGCCCAGACUUAUGCCAGCAGUGGAAACGUCCUCAGAGCUACAACCCCUCCUAAGAUGCCUUCUUUCCAAACCAUACGUCCGGACUGGAUCCAGCAAACCUCCCAGAGCAAGACGCCGCGUUCCCUUUGCCGGGGAAGCCAUCUGCUCCCCUCCGGCUCCUUCUGCAGGGCUUGGAGCUUGCCAGCCGGGCUGGAAAGCUCACCUCCUCCUCCUCCUCCCCACAGGCCUGGUUCCCCUCGGCCAUCUUGUUAGCGCAAGGCACGGGGAAGGGAACGCGGGGCUGGCUGAAUCUGGGACGGCUGAUGGUGUCAGCUGGAGGCAGUUUCCAGGCAACUGUUGCGUCGUGGGACACAGAGCUGAGAACACCGGGAAGGAACACUGUGUUCUACCACCCAGGAGGGGACUGAACCUGACAAAAACGGAGCCAGCACGGGCUGGUGUGGAGAGGGUGGUGCAUGAAUGGCAGCAAGGGAGGGUGGUCUCCAGCAUACCCCCCCGGCCUGCAGCUCACCUUCCCCUCCCUGGCUUGGAGUGAGGAUGUCCCAGCUGGCUGCUGGUACAUCAUGCAGUGAGGAAGGACUGCCUGAUGUACAGGAUUUAACGUGCCAUUUGCAUCCUUUGGGAAAUCAAAAAGAUGGAAAACAUCACUCUGGACUCUGUGCCCAAGCGCCCCGGGCUUGUCUGAGUGCUGUGCUGGUUGCAGGUGGUCCCGUGCUACUCUGUCCCUCAACAAAUCCAAAGUUUCCUCCUCACAAGUCAGAAACAGUGUUUGCCCAGGCUGUCCAGCUCUGUAACCCUGGCUGUCACUGGAAAAGUGAAUUUCUUGAAAAAUCAUAGAAUCAUAGGAUAGUUUGGGUUCGAAGGGACCUCCUGCCCUUCCCUACUACAAGCUGCUGGUCCUCCCAGUGCUCAGUGAGUCCUGCUGCCCCUCUCUGCUGAUGUCUGAGGCAGCAGGCAGCAUCUCAGCUCCUGCUUGCCCAGCUUCCCUGCCUGCUUCAGAGGCCCUGGCAGCAUCCCUGCUCCUGGCAGCCCUUCCUUACACUGCUCCCACUGAUGCUGCUGCUCACAUCCUCUUCAUUUUGCCCAGUUCAAGUGGGUUUUCAAAUGGGGUGUGCACAAACGACCUUGGAUAUAUAGGGGGGAAUGAUAAAAUUGCUCUGGCUGAGCAGCAGCAAGAAAACUCUCCUGGAUGAUGAGUGUGUGGAUACGAUGGACGCAGGUAAUGGGUCUGUGUAGUGCUGAGCAGGGUGGGUGCUGAAGAGAGGAAAAACCACUGUAAUGCCCUGCACACCCAAAAAUGUUCUGCAGCCCCAUGCAGGUGACAGCAUGGAGGGAUGGGACAGUACAUAGGUUAUCUUUGGCCAUCGCUGUCCCUGAGCCAGCCCUGCAGCUAUUGGUUUGGAACUUGCCCUGUUCACUCUAACCUUGGGGGUGACAGCUCACCCCUUAUCAGCGCUGAUAAACCCCACCAAAUGCUCCUGCCCCAUCCCACUGCCAGCCCAGCAGCAUCACUCCACAAGGUGACAGAUCUUUCUUCCCCUGGCUUUUCCCUUGCACCAGUUGCUUUUUUGCUGCGAUGCUCUAAAUUCAGGACCCUUCGCUCCUAUUUUUCCACGGAGGAGAGAAGGGACCACAGCCGCAUCAACUUUCUUUUAGCCCCGCAAGGGUGUCAACCCCUUGCUGAGCAUCUCAAGUGAGGAAGAAUGCGGUGCCGGCUGAAAACACUUUUCCAAAGGAAAUUUAAAGACAGCCUCCUCUUCCUCCUGCUCCUGGCCCUCCUGGUGCACCUGGCGAUGGAUCUGUCUCUCCCCACAGCCCACAGACCCUGUGGCUGUGAUGCAAAAGCAGCGAAAGGCUCAGAGAUCACUUCAGGCAGUGCUGUGCUUGCUGGCUGCAAAAAGCUGAGCCUGAGAAUCCUGCAGGAUUUCAGUGGCAGCAACAGCUCCUUGGAGAAAAGCUCCCAGCUGCAGGGAGCAGGGCCACAAGCAAGGGAUGGAGAGCUGGGGGCCCAGCUCCAGCACGGAGAUGGAAGUCUGGGAAAGACCAAGGGAUCAAAGCUGGCAUCGCUCUUCAAGCAUCCUCUUUACAACAUCCCGAUCCCAGAAGUGACAGAGAAAGACAAGUUGUUUGUUGUCAACCCCAUGGAGAAAUUCAGCCUGCACAGCAGCGGGAGUGACGAAUGGGUCAGCAGCAGUAAAGCCGAGACGCUCCUCCCGACAGGGAAGACGGCCUAUGACACCUACCCUGCCUGGCUUAAAUUCCACGUCGGCAUCAACCGCUAUGAGCUGUACCCCCGCCGGGACCCCCUGAUGCCCAUCCUCCUCCGGGACUUGGCCACGCAGAGGAUCGUCAGCUCAGUCCAGAAGACCGGUGGGACCCAGCUCAAACUCAUCAUGACGUUCCCAAAUUAUGGCCAGGCCCUCUUCAAGCCCAUGAAGCAGACCCGGGACCAGGAGACCCCCGCUGACUUCUUCUACUUCUCGGACUUUGAGCGGCACAAUGCAGAGAUUGCAGCCUUCCACCUGGACAGGAUCCUGGAUUUCCGGCGAAUCCCCCCAGUUUCUGGCCGUUUGGUCAAUAUAACAAAGGAGAUUCGCGACAUCACCACAGACAAGAAACUGGCCAAGACUUUCUUCAUCUCCCCAGCUGGCAAUGUCUGCUUCUACGGGGAGUGCUCCUACUACUGCUCCACCGAACAUGCCCUCUGCGGCAAGCCGGACCAGCUGGAGGGCUCCAUGGCCACCCUGCUGCCUGACAAGACGCUGGCCAAGCGCCGCUCCUGGCGCAGCCCCUGGCGCCGCUCCUACCACAAGAGCAAGAAGGCUGAGUGGGAGCUGAACCCCAACUACUGUGCCCAGGUGCGAGAGACGCCGCCCUAUGACAGGGGCCAUCGCCUGCUUGACCUCAUCGACUUGACAGUCCUCGAUUUCCUUAUGGGCAACAUGGACCGACACCACUAUGAGACCUUUGAGAAAUUUGGGAAUGACACUUUCCUGCUCCACCUGGACAAUGGCCGCGGUUUUGGCACACACUCACGUGAUGAAAUGUCCAUCCUGGCCCCCCUCCAGCAGUGCUGCAGCAUCAAGAAGUCAACCUACCUGCGGCUGCAGCUGCUGGCCACCCAGCCCUACCGCCUGAGCGACCUGCUGCGGGAGGCGCUGGCCACUGACCCCCUGGCCCCUGUCCUGGCUGAGCCACACCUGUGGGCACUGGACCGCCGCCUGGGGAAGGUGCUGGCAGUGGUGGAACACUGCCUGGCCGGGGCAGCCCAGCCAGACGAGGUGCUGGUGAAUGACUUGAGGUCACGGGUGUGAUAGGGGGGUGGGUACCCUGCUGGAUUGGGGUGUUUUGACAUGCUGAGGGGAACCGGCAUGGAGCUCUGACUCUGUGUAGCGUCAGCUUUCAGUGGUGCUGGAGCCAGCGACGCCAUGCACCAGGAAAGAAGGCUGUAAGGAUAGCAGGGACUUGGAGAGUAUUUAAAUAAAAAGGUUGGCCUAGUGAAGGAGACGCGAGCUGAGUUCUCCCCCACUCAGGCUGUUUUCCCAGCCCUGGCCUGUCCUUGCAUGCCUGGAUGCGUCACUUCAGCCCUCCCAAAGCCUUUUAGGAAAGGGUAGGGAUUUUUCCUGCCUUUCCCCAGCAAAAGCUGCCAAACUCUAGCAGUUGGCAAGUUCCUUAUGCCCUCCCCACCCCAAGCACAGCAAUGCCCUGGUGACCCCCAAAAAGAGAGCUGAGGCUCCCUGCUGCUGCUGUGGGGAACCUGAGGCACAAGCUCCCAGACACUUGCCACUUAUCCCUGCCCCGCUUUUCCCACACCCACCCGAAAACCCUCACAGCUCUGGCAUCACCACCUCUGUUGCAGCACUGUGGGUGCAGCAAGGGGAACUGGCCCCAUUUCCCCCCCCAGGACCUCCCCAGUUUCCCUGGGAACUGCCGCUGGCUCCCUCCCUGCCCAAAAAAAUGGCUCUUGGGAGGGGACAGAUUGACCCAGGGCCGUGCACCCUAUUUAGUGCCUGGUGGCUCAGCACCCAGCUUAUCCCCUGAGCCUCCUAGGGGGGUUAAUCCGCAGUAGGUUUACGUCAGCCAGGGCAGGUGCCACAGCCACGGCCACCACCAGUGUCCCCAUGGCAGUGCAUGGGGUUGGCAUCAGCAUGGCCAGAGAUAGAGGUGCCAGCGGGGAGGAGAGAUGUCCUCUGGCUGGGCUGGUGACUCGUGGAUCGAUGGGAAGCCGCAGGAAAGGGUGAAAAAGGGCAGCUGGCACAGUGGGAGAUGGAGCUGCCCUGGAAAAGCCAGGCAGAGAUUUUGGCUGGAAUUAAAAAUGAGCUCAAAGGGAGAGAAAAAAAAAAAGAGACAAAGAGGAUCUGUCUGCAUUACACAACGGGCAUGGGGACUCUGAAUUGGGGUUUGUUGCAGUGUGGCCCCCCCAAAGCUGGCAGCACAUCCUCCUGCUGCUGCCCCAGCUUUGCACCAAACCCUGGCAUGGUGAGGAAAAGGUUUCAGGGCUGUUUUGCAACAGGUUACUCCCCUUCUGCCGGCUUCAUGUUUUUGUAACCCUUUCUAUAAAUGCAUUUUUGCUGCCGUACUCAAAGCCAGCAGGGCCUUUCCUGCCCUGUGCCCCAUGGAUGUGGCCCCACAACCAUGUCCGGACACAGGCAGCUGUUUCUCCCCUCAGACAAAUCUUUUUCCGAGGCACCGUCAGAUUUAGAAAUCAGGACGUGGGAGGGUGGCUGUUUUCUCAGCGUGGCAAGUUUGCACAAGGUCCUGGCUGCGCCGCUGCAGAGCGUUCAAGGUCCCACGGGAGCAGCCAGGUUUGGCUCGCACCCCUCUGCCGAGCCGGCCCAGCCACCGGGGUGGGGAGAGGGAUGUAAAUGGGGUGUCUGAGGCCAUGGGCCCAGGGAGCAGUAGAACCCGCCUGCCCGGUCGAGGUGGCAUGGGCACACAGGCGUGGAGCGGAGCUGCCCGCGCCACGGGGACAGAUUCGGCUGUGGCAGCUGCUGCCUGGGGGUGCUGGGUGUUUCCCACCCGGCCAGGGCUGGCAAACCGGCCACCCCAGCAAAACCGAAAUGGUGCUGGGGUGCAGCAGUGGCUGUGGCCCCUGGUGGGCACGGGUCGGGGAAGCCCACCUGGGGGCUGAGGCGUUUGGUGACCCAUGAUCAGCCAGGGGGUGGGGCUGGACCCUCCCCAUCGCCCCCUCCAAAUUAUGAUGAUAAUAAUAAAAUAAAGUAUAACAAUAAUAUUUCAA
Columba livia (rock pigeon) is the source of this 8108-nucleotide messenger RNA. RefSeq names its product extracellular serine/threonine protein kinase FAM20C. The transcript has 12 exons. Gene Ontology annotation, molecular function: phosphotransferase activity, alcohol group as acceptor. Gene Ontology annotation, biological process: protein phosphorylation; enamel mineralization. The coding region runs from base 4573 to 6183 and encodes 536 amino acids. Gene Ontology annotation, cellular component: Golgi apparatus. The record is from RefSeq and is a predicted model, not a curated record. Lineage: Eukaryota; Metazoa; Chordata; Aves; Columbiformes; Columbidae.